AUGCUGGGCCUCACUUUCAAUAGGACCAAUGCAAAUCAAGACGGUGCCAAGACGGAGACGCCACCUCCGGCCGUCACAGCUCAGGGGCUGCACUGCUACGAGUGCCUGAUAACCUCAGACUUCAGCUCCUGCAGGUUGCGGACAUGCUACUUCCCUGACAGCUUCUGCAUCUCCCAGGAGGUGGUCGCUGUCAUGGAGCAGGCCUCAGGGGGGCAGAGCGUGCUCAGUUCCCUCUCUCCUGCGGGGUCUGAGACCGAGAAACUGCAGAGAAAGUUCUGCCUUCCCACCUGCCCGAAGGACAGCUACCAACUCAAGAGCAUGAACAUCUUGGGUGCUGUGGUCAACUCCACGCUCUCCUGCUGCAAGGGUGACCUCUGCCGCGCCGGCGCCCUGGCCACAGGCAGCCUCUGGGCCCUGACGUGGGGGCUCGUGCUCAGCCUGGGCUCUGUCCUGCUCUGGGUCUUGCUGUGA
Messenger RNA from Tupaia belangeri chinensis (Chinese tree shrew), 471 nucleotides. RefSeq names its product lymphocyte antigen 6 family member S (gene LY6S). Gene Ontology annotation, cellular component: plasma membrane. Gene Ontology annotation, biological process: acetylcholine receptor signaling pathway. NCBI's taxonomy places the organism in Eukaryota, Metazoa, Chordata, Mammalia, Scandentia, Tupaiidae. The transcript has 3 exons. Bases 1 to 471 code for a protein of 156 amino acids. The record is from RefSeq and is a predicted model, not a curated record. Gene Ontology annotation, molecular function: acetylcholine receptor inhibitor activity; acetylcholine receptor binding.